Drosophila gunungcola (fruit fly) is the source of this 818-nucleotide messenger RNA. RefSeq lists its product as uncharacterized. Lineage: Eukaryota; Metazoa; Arthropoda; Insecta; Diptera; Drosophilidae. Bases 84 to 713 code for a protein of 209 amino acids. The record is from RefSeq and is a predicted model, not a curated record. The transcript has 3 exons.
CCCAAGCAAGCUAUGUUUUAUCCCUAACAACGGGAUAUACAAAAUUAAAAAAUUAAAUUUUAAACAAGUGAACUUUUAAAAUUAUGUGUGAACCAAACUAUUCAGAUCCCUCAUCAUUCAUUCAUUUGGAUAUGCUGGCGGAUAUUUUAAUGCGGUACGCCCUUGAGUUUGAGUCGGACUUCAACACCAAGUUGGCGUUCAUCAAGGAGCAAGAGCAAAAAUGCAUGGACAAUUCCAAAAAUGUACUUUCUGUAGGCCAAAUCCUGGGAUCAGUAAAUUGCUGCAUGCUUAAGCUGGAAAUGGAGCUGAAUGAGAACGAGAUCAACUUAAUCGAGGUGGAAAAGGCGAUUACUCGACUAGAGCAGAGUUGCCCGACAGCUGAUAAAAAGGCUUGUCGAAAGUGUCCCCUAGCUCGUGCCACCUACAAUGAUCUCUUAAGUUUGCUCAUGUCUGCAAAUCAAAUGUCCACUCAAUGCAACCACAUAAGGGAGGAGGUCGAGAUGUUUAACAAACAGGCAGCUGAGCAACUUGCUCCUGCAAAUGUGAUUGCCAAGAUCAUUGAUUACCACAAUAACACCCUCAAGUCCCUCGAAAAGCAUAUCGAAGAGAUGCAAAGCCAAGUCAAAAAGAUUCAGAAGGAUUUUGAAGAACUAAAUAGGGACCAUGAAACCAGAGCGGCCAGCACUCACUGUUCCUGCAAAGCAACAAAAUAGUUAAAGCCCAUUGGGAAUUGAAAGAUACAUCUAUGCAUGUAAUCCGAGAACUGAUAACACAUAUCCAUAUGAAAAUUAUAAAUGCUUACAAUGCUGCAAGUUCAA